Podospora anserina S mat+ is the source of this 1662-nucleotide messenger RNA. RefSeq lists its product as uncharacterized. Gene Ontology annotation, molecular function: carbohydrate:proton symporter activity. NCBI's taxonomy places the organism in Eukaryota, Fungi, Ascomycota, Sordariomycetes, Sordariales, Podosporaceae. The record is from RefSeq and is a predicted model, not a curated record. The coding region runs from base 1 to 1662 and encodes 553 amino acids. Gene Ontology annotation, biological process: carbohydrate transport; transmembrane transport. Gene Ontology annotation, cellular component: membrane. The transcript is spliced from 2 exons.
AUGGCGGGGGGCGUGAAGAAGCCUGUGAACAUCUUCCGGCUCCAGGAUUUGGGCGAACCAAAAGAAGUCUUCAAUUGGAGAUUAUGGUUUGCCGUGUUCUCUUUCGGCCUUUUGGGCGCAGCACGAGGCGUUGACGAGGGCUUGAUCAGCGGCGCCUUCAACAGCAAGCACUUCCAGGGCACCAUCAAUUACAGCUCCUAUACCGAGGUUGAGCAAGCCAACAUCAAAGCCAAUGUGUCCUCCAUGGUUCAACUAGGGAGUGUUGGGGGUGCUCUGAUCGCCUUCCUUAUCUGUGACAGGAUCGGACGCAUCUGGGCUACACGGCAGCUCUGUCUGCUGUGGAUGUUGGGCAUUGUCAUCUUCAUGGGAACCAAAGGCAAUCUGAGCGCCAUAUAUGCUGGUCGGUUUAUCGUCGGACUUGGCGUUGGACAAACACCUGUUGUUGGUCCUGUCUACAUUGCGGAAAUUGCCCCGGCCAGUGUCAGGGGGUUGUGUACAUGUAUCUUCACCGGUUUUGUGUACUUGGGCAUCGUCUUGGCAUACUUUACGAAUUACGGCUGUCAAGUCAACCUGGGUGAUACAACGGCGGCUCGUUGGGAAGUGCCGACAAGUUUGCAUCUCAUCUUUGCAGUCUUGAUAUUUACUUUAAGCCUCUUUCAGUACGAGUCUCCGCGCUACCUGCUCAAACAAGGUCAACAUAAGAUGGCCAUUCAUGUCAUGGCUUGUCUUCGAAACCUGUCCCCAGAACAUGACUAUGUAACUCAGGAGAUCAGCGCCAUCACGUCAAGCCAUUUGGAAGAGAUGGAGGCAACUGUGGGAUCUGGAUGGAUGGGAAUCUUGAAGGAGGCAUUCACUGUCCCAACGAACCUCUACCGCGUAUGCCUCACCAUCUGCGCACAGAUACUGUCACAAUGGCCUGGUGCUGGUUCUAUCACACUCUACGCCCCAGACCUGUUCAACAUUCUUGGGAUAACUGGAACAGACAGGACGCUUCGGGUGACAGCCGUGUUUGGCAUCGUUAAGCUCACUGCCGCCGUGGUAUGCACCCUCUUCCUCGUCGACUUCAUCGGCCGAAAGCGCUCGCUGCUUAUUGGCAUCACCUUGCAGGCUGUGUCGAUGAUCUACGUUGCCGUUUUCCUCACUGCAGUCCCCGAGUUGGGCAUACAAGAGGGCUAUCUCCUCAGCCCCUCGCAGUCAGGACUUUCCAAGGGUGCGAUUGCUAUGAUCUACAUUUCAGGCUUCGGUUGGGCGUUGGGAUGGAACAGCAUGCAAUAUCUACUCACGGCGGAGCUUUUCCCCUUGAGAAUCCGGGCUUUUUGCACCUCACUCGCCAUGUCGUUUCAUUUUGCCAACCAAUACGGGAAUACACGGGCUGUGCCAAACAUGCUUCUCCAGUUGGAACUGGGAGGCAUCUCACCAAAGGGGACAUUUUGGUCCUUUGCCAUCGUUACCAUUCUUGGUGCGGUAUGGGUGUUUUGCAUGGUGCCGGAGACGGCAGGUCAAAGCUUGGAGAGCAUGGACUCGCUAUUCUCACUGCCUUGGUACAAAAUUGGGAGGUAUGGAAACCGGAAUGCUGAUUUGGGUGACUUGGAACCGCCUCAGGUUGGCGAAGAAAAUGUCAUUACCGGAAAGGCCAUGACGGAUGAGGUCGAGAAGAAAUGA